AUGACUUGUGGACUGUAUCUGGUUUUGAUCUUCUCCUGCGUUCAUUUGAUUUCUCUGUCAGGUCAACAAGAAACCGGGUUUGUCUACAAUGGCUUCGAUCAAGCAGACCUUUAUGUUGAUGGGCUCGCCAGAAUCCUUCCUGGUGGGCUUUUGCAGUUGACAAAUGCAUCAGAGUUUCAAACGGGUCAUGCUUUCUUCAAGCAGCCAUUUGUUUUCCAUCCAUCUUCAUCACUCUCCUUCUAUACACAGUUUGUAUGUGCGUUGGUGCCUCCUAAGUUGGGCGCUGAUGGUGGCCAUGGGAUUGCCUUUGUUGUAUCUCCUUCCAUGAAUCUCUCCCAUGGAUCUACAACUCAGUACUUGGGCGUCUUCAGCAACCCAGUAAAUGGUACUUCUUCUUCUUCUUCUCAU
Messenger RNA from Microthlaspi erraticum, 408 nucleotides. The record is from the annotation of a GenBank genome assembly. NCBI's taxonomy places the organism in Eukaryota, Viridiplantae, Streptophyta, Magnoliopsida, Brassicales, Brassicaceae.